This is a messenger RNA of Drosophila suzukii, 3029 nucleotides long. It is a transcript of the gene ETHR, whose product is annotated as ecdysis triggering hormone receptor. Gene Ontology annotation, biological process: G protein-coupled receptor signaling pathway. The record is from RefSeq and is a predicted model, not a curated record. Gene Ontology annotation, molecular function: thyrotropin-releasing hormone receptor activity. Lineage: Eukaryota; Metazoa; Arthropoda; Insecta; Diptera; Drosophilidae. Gene Ontology annotation, cellular component: plasma membrane.
CUUCCACGGCUGACCAGCAUUGGCGUAGGCCCGAGGAUCUGCCCGUGGCUCCAGCUCCUGCUCCUGCUUCUGCUCCUGCCCGCCGUCCUGCUCCAGGCCCACGAUGCCCUUCCCGCAGCAGGAGCAACCACGUCGGCACAGCAGGCUGGGCUACCCCGUGGCGCUCCUGGUGGCGGCCAUGGCCCACACCACGCAACUCAUCGUAUUCCAGCCGCAGGACUUGACCGCCAGGACAACUCCACCGCAGCAACAGCAGCCACAUCUGAUGCAGAAGCCACAGAAACAACCGUCGAAACAGGAACAACCACUUCCAAGGACGAUGCUGAGCAGAUGCUGCCACAGAUUCCGUCGUAUAUCCGCACAACCGCCAUGUUCUUCUGCAUAGUCAUCAUGCUGCUGGGCGUGGUGGGCAACGUGAUGGUGCCCAUCGUGAUUGUGAAGACGAAGGAUAUGCGCAACUCGACGAACAUCUUCCUCACCAACCUGAGCAUCGCCGACCUGCUGGUGCUGCUCGUCUGCACGCCCACCGUCCUCGUGGAGGUCAACACCCGCCCGGAGACCUGGGUCCUGGGGCACGAGAUGUGCAAGGCGGUGCCGUUCGUGGAGCUGACUGUGGCCCAUGCCAGCGUGCUGACCAUCUUGGCCAUCUCGUUCGAGCGCUAUUACGCAAUCUGCGAGCCAUUAAAGGCCGGCUACGUCUGCACCAAGGGGCGGGCCAUCCUCAUCUGCGUCCUGGCCUGGGGCAUAGCUGCGCUCUUUACGAGCCCCAUCCUGUGGGUGGCCGAGUACAAGCUGGCCGAGUACAUUGAUGGAUCGUCGGUGGCCGUGUGCCUGACCCAGGCCAUCACCGACUGGACGCUGGCCUUCUUCCUGAUGACCAUCUCCGUGUUCUUCGUGGUGCCGUUCGUGACCCUGGUGGUGCUGUACGGCAUCAUCGCCAGGAACCUGGUCUCCAACCGGGCGGCCAUGCUGCGCGCCCGUCCCACGAAGCCGGAACUCAGUCUGAAGGCCCGCAAGCAGGUGGUCCUGAUGCUCGGCGCCGUCGUCCUGUCCUUCUUCGUCUGCCUGCUGCCCUUUCGCGUGCUCACCCUGUGGAUCAUCCUCAGCACGGACCAGACGCUCCACGAUCUGGGCCUGGUGCGCUACUACAGCCUGCUUUACUUCUGCCGGAUCAUGCUGUACCUCAACUCGGCCAUGAAUCCAAUCCUCUACAACCUGAUGUCGACGAAGUUCCGAAGGGGUUUCAAGCGGCUCUGCCAGGAUGCGGGGGCAUUACUGCUCGACCUGGUGACCCUGGGCAGGCGGAAGGAGAACGCUUCGCGGGGUCGCAGUGGCACCCUGUCCCUGGGCAUGGGUACCAACACGAACACGAAUACCAACUCCUCGAAUGCCACGGCAGCCACGAACUCCAGCAUCCUGUCGCGGAGCUCCAAUCGCAGGUGCAGCGAGGACAUCAGUCGCACCCGCCUGAAGAUCGAGAUGCAGAUGCCGUGUGGCAGUGAUCUGGAGGCCAUGGCCAUGCUGCAGCACUCCACUUUGGGCAGGGGAAUGGCCAGGAGAGUGAGUGAUAGCCGGCUCAUGGCGAUGGGGAACAAGCAUCCGCGUCGCCAGAAGCCGCAAAUAAGUUUUGAUGAGGAGGCUUUGCAGGGCAACGAACUAAAUGAAGGGCAAUUUCUGAAAAAAUGUAGGGAAGUUCUCCCUAGAAUCGAAGGAAUAGUUAAUCUGCCCGAGGAGGCGGGGCACUAUAAUCACCCCCCGGCAUGAAAAAUCGCCUGUAACCCGUUUACACACUCGCUUCACUUGGCUGGAAUGCUGAUCCUGAUUCCUGGCAGCACACAAAUCGCAUCCUGAACGCCUUUGGCAGGCAUAAUCGAUUUCAGUCAGCCGUUGACAGCUCCCGAUUCGAAGUUGGGCCUUCGCCUUGGACAUUUCCGUACAAAAAACAAUCAAUUUUUCGGGCUAUUAAACUCGAAUGAAUGUGCCAAAGAUAAAUAACAGCAACGGCAGCCCAACAGCACUACAACUACCACUACUGGUCAGAGUUUGGAGUCGUGAUGUGGAUGUAGCUGUGGACAUGGACAUCGACAUGGAUUGGGUGAGCCAUUAAGCGGCGGGCGUGCGAGGAGGACUGGGAAAUGGAAAUGGCUUAAUAUGCGUUUGGGUAACCCAUCGAGGCGGCGGAUAAACAUGAUUUAGGUGUAUUGAAAUAGUUCCGUAAGCCGGACCAAGGAAACCGGACAAAAUGGCCGCCAUUACACCGGAUGUCCGAAAAAACUGUUGCCUACUUGGCGGCGGCUCAAAUAAAAAGCUUAGCUCAACAUGCACACAAUGUUCACAUGUAAACACAGCUGUACAUACACCACACACACACUUAGCCCUAUAUUAAUAUUUAUAUUUAUACAAACAUAUUUAUACCUAUACAAAUACGUACUCUGCUUAUAAAUACAAGAAAACACACGUCCGCACACACGCACACACACACUCGAGAAGAGCAAAGAGUUUGUAAGUAAAUAAAUUUUUUAUGACAUCUCAUGACGGGUCAAAGGAAUCGGCUUUUUUCAACAUUAUCCUUCUGCGAGCAGCAGUGUAAUUCACAUAGUUAUAAGGAAAUCGGUCCAACGCCCCCGACCUCUGUAAAUAUAGCUUUAUAAUUUGUUUUCGUAGCCCCAUGACGUAGAUUUCGUUCGUUUUUGUACAGUAAUAAGUAGCUAGAACCCACACCAUCCUACGAGUAUGAUGAGUAUGAGUAUGAGCAGACGUUGCCGUUGCCGUUUCCGUUUCCGCUGUGUGAUUAAGUUGAGUGCUUCGCCCCCGAAACUUUUCCAGUAGUUAGCCGUUGAGUAGCUUUUAAAUAUUUGUUUGUUUCCUGCUCGCAGCGCGUUUAAACUUUGCAGACCCUGCAGACACGGCCAUUCCCUUUGUUUCAAACUAAUACGAGUAAUAUGAUUCUUGCAGUCCCAUCAUCGCCAUAUCCAGCUACAGCGUGGAGCCCUAUGGCGACGGAACCGACGCCCCCGUCUGCACCACCG